This is a messenger RNA of Hevea brasiliensis (rubber tree), 1060 nucleotides long. Its product is annotated as V-type proton ATPase subunit E. Lineage: Eukaryota; Viridiplantae; Streptophyta; Magnoliopsida; Malpighiales; Euphorbiaceae. The record is from RefSeq and is a predicted model, not a curated record. Gene Ontology annotation, molecular function: proton-transporting ATPase activity, rotational mechanism. The transcript has 6 exons. The coding region runs from base 142 to 834 and encodes 230 amino acids. Gene Ontology annotation, cellular component: proton-transporting two-sector ATPase complex, catalytic domain. Gene Ontology annotation, biological process: proton transmembrane transport.
CAACUCAUCUGUUUUUCUUCCUCUCAUUCUUAGCAUCGCUCCAUCAUAAUUUAUAUUACAAAUUACAGAGAGUCUACUACAUCAUUCGCAAAUACCUACCCUUUCUGAACUCCCUCUUCCUCUUUCUCUCAAUCACCCACGAUGAACGAUGCAGAUGUCUCCAAACAGAUCCAGCAGAUGGUCAGAUUCAUCCGUCAGGAAGCUGAAGAGAAGGCCAACGAGAUCUCAGUUUCUGCUGAAGAAGAAUUCAAUAUUGAAAAGUUGCAGCUGGUAGAGGCAGAGAAGAAGAAGAUCAGGCAAGAGUAUGAGCGUAAAGAGAAGCAAGUCGAUGUUCGAAAGAAGAUUGAAUACUCCAUGCAGCUUAAUGCUUCUCGAAUUAAAGUUCUUCAAGCCCAAGAUGAUGUGGUUAAUGCCAUGAAAGAGGCAGCAGGAAAUGAUCUUCUGAAUGUGAGCCAUGAUCAUCAUGUUUACAAAAAGCUUCUGAAAGAUCUGAUAGUUCAGAGUUUGCUCAGACUGAAGGAGCCUUCUGUCCUGCUGCGCUGCCGAAAAGAUGACCUGCAUUUGGUGCAGUCUGUCCUGGAUUCUGCAAAGCAGGAAUAUGCAGAGAAAGUAAAUGUUCAUGCACCAGAAAUCAUAGUUGAUAAUCACGUCUAUCUUCCACCUGCUCCUAGUCAUCAUGAUGCCCAUGGUCCUUACUGCUCUGGAGGUGUGGUCCUGGCUUCUCGAGAUGGGAAAAUUGUGUGUGAGAAUACCCUUGAUGCACGGUUGGAUGUCGUGUUCCGUAAAAAGCUUCCUGAGAUCCGAAAGAGGCUUUUUGGUCAGGUGGCUACAUGAUGGGUUGGCGUACAUUUUUGUUUCACCCCGGAUAAUUUAUGUCCAGUGUUUAAAGAUCAGAAUCUAUUAUUAAUUGCUUGGUCCUGUAUUUUUUCUAAUAUUCAUUUUUGCAGAAUCCGGUUGUUUCUGAAAUUAGGGUAGCUGGUACUUGUUUAGUUCUGGUAAUUUUUGUGGGGCAUGGCAAUGUACUCUUGUUUAAUAAUAAGCCGACGUCUAGUCUUUUGCG